Messenger RNA from Cuscuta europaea, 485 nucleotides. NCBI's taxonomy places the organism in Eukaryota, Viridiplantae, Streptophyta, Magnoliopsida, Solanales, Convolvulaceae. The record is from the annotation of a GenBank genome assembly.
UAGGUGCUGGCAGAGAUUGUCUCAAUAGACAGUUUUAGGGAGUGGUGCUACUUAGGGUGCACGUGAUGCAACAAAAAGGUGGUCCCUGAGGAAAACAGAUUUAGAUGUGCAUCAUGCAGCAUCACUCUGGCAGAAGGUGUUCUAAGAUACGAAGUGAGCAUCUGUGUUAUGGAUGAUAUUGGUCAUGCCUCAUUCACUCUAUGGGACAAAGAGUGCUCUGAAAUUCUGGGGAAGUCAGCAGCGAGAUUGAGGAGGGAAGUCAUGGAGAAAACGGGAGAUCCUAACCAUUUUCCUGAAGAGAUUGAGGCUGUUAUUGAGAAAAAAGGUUUAUUCAAAGUCCAAGUCAAGAACAAGCCAGAAGGAUGCUCUUAUAACGGAACGAGUUCAUUUGGGGUGUUGUCUAUGUUCAGAGACCCGGCUAUUUUGGCAAUGUAUAAGUCAAAUGAAGGAGAAACUAUGGAAUUUGAUGAGCUAGAGGACAAGGA